Messenger RNA from Amphiprion ocellaris (clown anemonefish), 8476 nucleotides. It is a transcript of the gene mtss1, whose product is annotated as MTSS I-BAR domain containing 1. The record is from RefSeq and is a predicted model, not a curated record. Gene Ontology annotation, cellular component: actin cytoskeleton; cytoplasmic side of plasma membrane. The transcript is spliced from 12 exons. Gene Ontology annotation, molecular function: phospholipid binding; actin binding. NCBI's taxonomy places the organism in Eukaryota, Metazoa, Chordata, Actinopteri, Pomacentridae. Bases 1766 to 3916 code for a protein of 716 amino acids. Gene Ontology annotation, biological process: plasma membrane organization; cell projection assembly.
ACACACACACACACGCAGAAUUAGACACAUACUCGCACACACAAAAGACAGUAUUAUAUGGCAUGUUUUCGAGGGCAGGAAGAUGAAGGUGAAGGUGUAGAAGUUGCUGUGUUAACAUCUUUUAUCUGACAGUAAGAGAAAUAGACAGUGAAUUACAUUCAGCUGACAUUAGGCCAUAGACAAGACAGCUAGAUGUGUGAAUAUACACUACCGGUCAGAAGUUUUAGAACACCCCAAUUUUUCAAUUUUUUAUUGGAAAUGAUGCAUGUUAAUGUCUCAUUGUACUCUGAAAUGAAAGCAGAGAACAAAUAAGCAAAGUUAUAAAUACCAAUUUAGUAACCAAAAUGCAUUCUAAACUUCUGAUUCAUCAAAAAAGCCACCUUUGGCAGAUACAACAGCUGAACACACUUGUGGCAUUCUUUCUACAAUGAAAAUCAAAUUUUCUUCAGGAAAUUCUUCCCAACUCUGUUGCAGAAGUUCCCAUAAAUGUGUGGAACUUGUAGGUUGCUUUGCUUUCACUCUUCUGUCCAGUUCAUCCCAAACCAGCUCUGAGGUUCAGUGAUUACUAGAACCUUCAUCAUUAUGUAUUUUAGACAUAUAUUUUAACUCUGGUCUUCAGUCUAAUAGCAUUUCCCAUAAUUAAAUCAUCUUUUACUUUUAGAACAUUGUACCCAAAAAAUAAUACACUACAGACUCUCAGAAUCUUCUGAUUCUGUUGUGGCUUUGGGUCUUGCAGACUUCUUCCUGUCAGAGUUUCCCCCAGUUUCUGAGUGCCUUUUGAUGGUGAAGAAAACUCUACUCACUGACACCUUGACUUUCUUCACAAUUUCUCUGUAGGAAAGGCCUGCAUUUUUAAGUGUUAUGAUGGUCUGUCUCUCUUCUAUUGUUAAUUGCCUUUUCCUCACCAUUUCCAUAGCAGCACACUGCUUUCUGCAGUACAAUGCUGUUUAAAUAAUGCUCUGGUACGGUGCCAUGGUGUGUUCCAGCACUACUUUUAUGCAGACAGAAAGGGUUGUAAGUAAUCAAGAAAAGUUGGGACAACUGUAGGAUUUGGUAGCAUGAGCUUUCAAGGCUUAAUCAACUUCCAUUGCUGCAGAACAGCUUUAACUUGUUAACCCAUUUUUUGCUCCUUGAAAAGGCUUUUUUGUAGUGCUGUCAAACACAAAAAAGGUUUAAUCUGAUUAAUUGCAUGAUUGCUGUAGAAUAAUUUCAAUUAAUCGCGAUGCAUAGCAUUAAUUUUUAAUCUAUAUUAAUCAUGUUUCAUUUUGCCUGAGUAAACAGAUUCAAGAAAGAAACAAAUUUAUAUGCACUUGACAUGUUUAUUAAACACCUGUGCUUUGGUGAAAAGAAAACUCCUUCCUGUAGUGUUCAUAUUACUAUAAGUUGGUGGACUGUUCUGUCUUUUGGGGUCUUUUUGAGUUAGUGUGAUAUAUGUUGAUGUAACCUGGUAGUUUUAUUAGUGUCUGCAUGUAAUCAAUAACUGACCGUCAAAUCAAAUAAAUUCAGUACGGUUCAAAAACAUUUUGACAACAUUUAUUAAUAACUUUUGAUAUAACUGUACAUCUGAAAAUUGUGAAAAAUAAUGACUGAACAACCUGAACCAACUUAUAUACAUCUUUAACAAUACCUAAAUCUCAAAAAAUUUAAACAGUUGAACACUUUAACAUUAUUUUUUCUCUUCUAUCACUCCCCUUAUGCUCUACUGCUUAAUGGGAGAACCGAGCUGGCUCUCUCAGAAAGUCUCAUCACUCCACUGGAGUUGAAAAUGGAGGAGUGGAAAAAAGUGGCCAGUCAGCUGGACAAAGACCAUGCCAAAGAAUACAAGAGAGCUAGAGCAGACAUCAAGAAGAAAUCCUCAGACACCAUCAAACUGCAGAAGAAGGUGAAAAAAGGGAAAGAUGAAGCUCGGGGCCAGCUAGACUGUGCGCUGCAGGACGUCAAUGUGCGAUAUGCUAUCCUGGAAGAGACUGAGAAACGAGCUGUGUGCAGAGCGCUGAUAGAGGAAAGAGCUCGUUUCUGCAGUUUUGUCAGCAUGCUGAAGCCUGUGCUGGACCACGAGAUCAACAUGCUCGGUGAAGUGACCCACCUGCAGACUAUUCUGGAAGAUCUGACCAACCUGACAGCUGAACCUAAUCAACUCCCAUCGGCCAGCGAGCAGGUGAUUUUGGAUCUGAAAGGUUCUGAUUUCACCUACACUUAUCAGACACCUCCAGCUUCUCCGAGUAACACAUUGUCCAGGAAGAGCAGCAUCAGCAGCAACUACCAGUAUGGAUCAGUGAGACACGUUCCCUCCCUGGACUCCAUCAGCUGCACUGUGGAUGCAGUACACAUCCAGCGCUGCUCUUCCCCCUAUUUGCUGAUUGGCUGUGAUGAAAGUGGGCGGUCUCUCAGCGAAGGGAACUCCCCCUCUCGCCUCGGUCGUCAGGGCCGCCAUGGUCGCCACUAUAACGCAACUGCCCAUGGCCAUCACCCUGCACAGAGCCGCCAUGUUAGCCGCAGGGAUUUUAUCACCGAUGCAGUUGGCUCCACCAAUCAGCUGACAUCCGGGGGGAGUGGAACAGCGGAGAACGGCCUGUUGGUCCCUCCACACAAUACCUACACACACCAUGGAGAGAGAGCUCGAGCCAUGUCUGCAUCUGGGAAGUCUUGCUCUUCCCGGGAUCACGUGGCGUUGACGUUGGGCGUGUUGAAUUCAGAUGCCCCAAGAAGCAGCAGAGACUCUCUGCACUGUUCGAGUGGCUACAGCACCCAGACCACCACCCCGUCCUGCUCUGAGGACACCAUCCACACCCACACUGUAAAGAGAGAUCCUCCCCUCUAUGUCGACUAUGAGUCCAUCUCUCUCCAUGGUGACGCUGACUCCAUCUCCUUGCAUCACCUCUCGCACGGCAACAGCCAGUCAGACUUUGACAAGUCUUCAACCAUCCCAAGGAACUCCAACCUCAGAUUCCAGUACAGGGAGUUUGCUCAGUAUAAACGUCCCGCCUCCACCGUCAGUCUAUUGGCUGAGGCCGAGUUGAGCAGCGGGUCCAUCCGCCAGCUGCCGUCCCACACGGCAACCAUCAGGCGCAAACCGUCAUCUAAGCCGGCUUAUCGCAGAGGCACGAUCAGUGGGGGGGUUCCUAUCCCCAUCUGCACCCCACAGGUUCCCCUCAAAACCCUCACAGGAAAUGGAGGCAGUGAUGAGAACGUUUUCACUGCACCCUCGGCUGGAGGAGGAUUUGGUCAAAGUAAACUCUGCACCUCCACCCAGAGCCUCAGUGCAUUACCUUCCUCCUCCUCUUCCCCGUACUACCAGCUGGUCCCAGGUCAGAUGCCCAUUCCAGUGCCUGUACCUACCGUACCCUCCCUGCAGCCAGAGGUUAGCAGCAUUAAAGAGCAACAACAGAGACAGUACCAGCUACAGCGGCAGCAACAAAUCGGCCAACAACUAAACCAUCAGCAGCGAUGCACUGAACUACAGCAACACAAUCAGCAGCUCCAGAGUCAGCAGCUGCAAUGGCAUCAGCAGCAACUACAACAGCAGUUUCAACAGCAACAACUACUGCUUCAGCAGCCCCAGCAGCCCCAGCAGCCCCAGCAGCCGCAACAUCACCAAGAUCAGUAUGAGCAGCAAGACCAGCAUCAAGAACAUCUGAACCAGCAGCAGAAACAAAAGCUGCUCCACCAGCAGCACCAGGGCCAGCUUGACACCGCUGCUGCCCAGGGAGAGGCCUCCAGUCUGGGCCACAGCGCUAACUACCAGCCCCAGGCUCCUCCACCCUCCAGCCCAGACCACAAACCCAAGCAGCUGACCCAAGAGGGAGGAGGUGGUAGAGGAGACAUGCUGACCCUCAUCAGAGGGGUAAAGCUCAAAAAGACCCUUACAGAUGACCGGUCCGCCCCCUUCCUACCCCCUCCACCCAAUCACAAAUGAGGCUACAAAGACAGACUGUUUUGCUUGGAGAACUGCUAGGUUUACUGGGGUCAGCGCUUUAGAGGCACCAGAAUGUGUCAGCUCAAACCACACAGAGCAAAAUCAAACAUGUUUUGAGGGUGUGGAAUUUACAAACACACUGUUUGAUUGCUGGAACUCGACAUGUGUCUUCUUUUAUUUUAGAAAUUUCUGCUUCCUUUUAGGCCAUUUAGAUUUCUUUUUUUGAGACUUUGUUGUCCUCUCCUGUUGUUGCAACAACCUUUUGCCUUUUUUUUGGUUCGUGUUUGCAUUUUGACUGUGGAUAAGGUUUUUGUAUGAUUCAGUCUUACUGAUAGAACUGUUGAUCGUUUUUAGUUAUUUCCCAUUUCCUCGUCAGAAUGAUGUUAAUUAGCCAGACUAGGAGGUUGUUUCAGAUCCUCUUGAGUCCUGGGUGUGUUUGAUUUGCUUCUUUUUUUUGUUUGUUUGUUUUUUUGCCUCAACUCCCAGGAGAGUGGGCUUUAUUAAAUAGUCUAGUUGCUCCAUGUUGUUCCAUGGUUGAACCAUGGAGUGUGGAGUUUGUAAUCUGCUGGCUGUAGGUCAGUGUUGAAUUUGAACGGUGGCUGGUUGGGUCCUGAUCAUCUCAAGGAGUCGAGCCAGACACCCUAGACUCUGGAAUAUAACGUUGACAGGGUCUACAGAUGGCAGAUAUAUUGGAACAAAAAGAGCUUUGAGGGGGAUAGAUGUUUUCCUUAAUGGCAUGUUGUCAGAGUCACAAUUUGGAUUCCUUUACUUUUAAGUGGCAAAGAUUAAAACUGUUACCGUGGCAAAAGUCUGGUUUACCAUGUAAACAAUUAGCUGUUAAAUAUGACAACUUGUUGGCAACUUUCAGAAGCAAUACUGAUUUUUUACACAGAAGCAGAAAUAUGGAUUACAUUAUCUCUAAAAACAUAGCUGGCUAUGAUGAGCUGAACUGUUGCACAGCAGUUGCUGACGUGUGGAGGUAGUUUUAGCAUUUACAAGGGGACACACUUCCGUGUUUGAAGGCAUACUGAACCAAACAAAUAAAAAUUUUAACAGUAAAUUAUUUAAUGACUAGAGCCGGACCCACUGAAGAUAUCUGGUGCCAGCAGAUAUCUGCUUAUAACACUUUAUCGGUUAUUUUUAAUAAGAAAUUGUGUCCAAGAUGUUUACUUACUUGACAAACUACAUAACAGAGACACUUCUUUUAGUUACCGAAUACGCAUUUUUGGCUUUUUUUGUUACUUAAUGGCCAACAUGCAUAUGUAAAACAGUCCCUCUACCCACAAAACAAGACUAGUAAUAAUAUACCAAUUAUAUCACCAUGAUUUUGCUCAUAUUUCAGUGUGUAAAUAUUUCCAUUUGUCAAUUUAUGGCUCAUUUUUCACUGCAGUAUGGAGUUCUGCACCUCUGUGGAAACAGCACAACCAUGAUGACUAGAAGUACAGAGAACACAGAAAUGUAGUUUGUGUAAUAUAACAAAGUUCCAAUGAAAAAAUAAUUUAAAAAAAACAAAAAACAAAAGUUAAAUGUCAUUCAUUAUUCAUUUUUUAAAAAUUGGAAAAUGCUGGAAUAAAAAUGUACAACAUUUUUACAAAUACUUUUUAUGUUUUCAUAUAUACAAUGUUUACUUUUCUUGGUCAUGAUUUCAUACAAACUAAAUUAAAAUUUGGACUUUUGUUAAAAAUUAAUAAUGGACUUGUUUUAGCUCUCAAACUAAAUUACGGAACAGUAAUGACACUGAUUUAAAACUGCCUUUUUGAGCACAGAGAUACGAAAUAGGACAUUUGAUUCAAUCAUUUUAAUUUUCAAACCAUGAGCCAGUUGUUUUCUCAUUUGUUGUUUUAGUAUAUAAAAUAAAAUCAUAAAAGUUCCCAGCAAAUGUUUUUAAAGUCACUUAACAUUCACUUCACUCCUACGAUAAAUGAAAAGCUGUAACUAGUGAAUAUUUAUCCCUUUUACUUGAAAACAAAAUCUGUUCUACUUGUAGGCAUCUGCUUUGCUGUUGCUUCUGCUUUUUUUUAGCUACAGGACUGAUGAUGUUACUUUCAUUGGAUUGGAUAAAAUGCUGCUUAAAGCCAGUCAUAGUCCACAACUGUGAGGGUGUAACUUUAAAUGUAUUUAUUUAAUUUUGUUGGGCUUAAAUAUCUGGUUCUAUCUUGGAGCCAGUUUCAAGCUGAUGAGAUAUUUUAAUCAGUUAAUUUGCCACCUUCAUACUCAUAAAUGUCCUGAUACUUGAUUUCCUCUCUAAUAUCUGUUUCCAGGCAUUUAAUCUUCUGAACACAAAGCAGUUUCUGUGUGCAUUUGCUCCUGUUACAUUUUUAUUCACUGUGGGCUCAUUACUCAUUGUAAUAUAAAGUCCUGAACCUCUAUGGAAAGAGCCCAACAAUUGCUAGAAGUACAAAGAAUUCAGUAAUGGCUUUGUGACAAAAGAUAAAAUGCCAAAAAAAUUAAGUAUACAUACUACAGCAGCAAGUUAAAAGUUGAAUUAGCGUAUUUCCUCAGUGCAGCCACUGUUUCAAUGAGUCACUGCUGAGCUAUGGGCAAAAUCAUCAAACAAAUGAAUCCCAAUGAGAUUAAAUGAAUAAGACAUUAAACUGCACCUCUGCUGCUGCCUGUUUUCAGCUGCUACACAGAUGUGCUGCCUGUAAAAGUCGCCAGUUAACUUCACGUAGUGAGCUGUCAGAGUAUGCUGGGAAACAGGGUCACAGCUACAACUGAGGAGUAAAGUCAUGUUCCUCUCACUGAACACUUUUAGGAAGUAUUAGGGUUAAAAUGGCAAGGACAAGUUUAUACAAGCUGCCGCUAAAUAAUUUUAUUAAAAUUAUUAUUUAAUGUGACUGUUACUGAAUCCAUUAAACAUUUCAUCAAUAAAAUAUUUAUAUAUAAAAUACUUAAUAAAGAUUGUCUUCUUAUUUUUUGUCAACAGUCAAAAAGAGUUUAAGAUCAGAGAAGAUGAAAAACACCACUAAAUACUGGUUAAAAAGCCCAAACCAGCAUAUUUCUGCUUUAAAACUGCCUUCAUUUAUUAACAUUAUUUACAUUUUGCAGUCUAAUCUAGUUAUUUCAGUUGGUUUCUGAUAUAUUUCAGGACCAAAUGUCCUAAAAUCAGACCUUUUACAAUACAAUACAAUACAAUGCAACAACUUUAUUAAUCCCCGAAGGGAAAUUCAAUUGUCUGGGUUCUCAUCUGUUUACUUUAGAAUUAAAUAGUCUAAUUGCUGAUGGUAAGAAAGAUUUUCUGAAUCUUUCAGUCCUGCAGAGCAGAGAUAGGAGCCGUCCACUACCAAUGUUUCAUUGCUCAUUGAAACAGAUGUGAAGCUUAUGAUCCAGGUUUGUCAGAAUGGCCUCCAUCUUUCUAAGAGCCCGUCUCUCCACCUCAUCCUCCAAUGAGUUCAAUCUGAUUCCAACCACAGAACCAGUUUUUUUAAUCAGUUUGUUCAGAUGCCCUGCAUCCUUGUUUUUUAUACUGCCUCCCAGCAGACUGCAGCAUAAAACAGGACACUUGCUACAACAGACUGAUAAAACAUCUGCAGCAUCUUACUGCAGAUGUCUAAUGAUCGAAGGGAUCUGAGGUAAAAAAAAGUCAGCUCUGGGCCUUUUUGUAGAUGAAGUCUACAUUUCUAGACCAUUCCAACUUAUUAUCAAGGUGGACACCUAAAUAUUUAUACGAUGCCACCACCUUGAUGUCCACGACACAAGUGUUCACUGGAAGAGGGGGUUUGGAUCUGCAGAAAUCUAUGAUCAUUUCCUUUGUUUGUUUCCUUUGUUUCUUUGUUUUUAGGUAGACAACCGAAACUUAUUUCGCAUUUUCUAGUAAAUUACACACCCAAAGCAGCAAAAGAGGCUAUGAUAUAGGAAAAUAAAGUUUACAGAAAGAAUAAUUCAAAAAGAUUCAUGAAUAUAUUUUUGAAAUACUCACAAAAAUUUCAUUGCACUUCUGUGUUGUUUUGAGCUCACCAACAUCAAUAUUGCUCAAGUUUCUGGCUAUGGCCCUGUUGAGAAGCUGCCUAUCAGAGAACAGCUGCAUGCUGGGAAAUGCAGUCCAGUCUCUGGUCAGCUGCUCCUGAUCUGUUCUCAGAGAAGCAUUUGUCUAUUUUGGAAUGUUUCUGCAGCUGAUUUAAGUGUUUUUAUUUUCCAGAAAAGCUGCACUGUUAUUCAUCUAAGAAUGUUUGAUUGAUUGUCAGAUUGGAGCCACAGCAGUUGUUUAUGUAUAUAUUGGUGUUUCUGUUCCUGGGAGAGAUCGCAAUCUAUAUAUAUACAGAUGUAUGUACACAUAUCCUGAUUGUAUUUUUGUUGAUUUUUGUUUUGAUCCAGCCAUGUGAUCCAAUCUGAUGCUGCCGUCAGUCAUCAUCUUUUUGUAGACAAGCUGUAAAGGAGUAAACACAGUGAAUUUCCUGAUGUUUGAGGAUCUAAAGCCUGAUUGGAUGUCUGAUUGUUGGAUCGAGCAAAGACUAACCAGAUGAUAUGAACCAGCAGAAUAUAGACAUGUUUUGUUCUUCUUCAUUUGGUGUUCACUGUGGAAUCAAUGAUAAUAAUAAAUUCGAUGAUGACAAAAAUGGU